This is a messenger RNA of Impatiens glandulifera, 4960 nucleotides long. Its product is annotated as protein TORNADO 1. Lineage: Eukaryota; Viridiplantae; Streptophyta; Magnoliopsida; Ericales; Balsaminaceae. Bases 256 to 4779 code for a protein of 1507 amino acids. The record is from RefSeq and is a predicted model, not a curated record. The transcript is spliced from 3 exons.
CAACAAUGUAGUGAGAAACCAAGAAUCUAAAGGGUUUUUGGUUUUCGGGGUGCUUGCUAGCUAGAGUAGUAGUCUUAUUUUCCGCUAUGAGAGAGAAAGAAUACCUUCAAAAGGAGGUUUAGCAUCUGUUGAAGAAGAAGAAAAAAAAGAAAAGAAGUGGGCCAGGCCAGGCCAGAGCAUGAUACAACCCAGAAGGAAGAAACAAGUUUAAUUAAUGGCUCAUGAAGAAGGAAAGCCUCAGCUAAUUCAAUAGGAAUGAUGGAAGCAAUUAAACAUGAUGAUAAGUACCUGAGAGAUCUUGAAUGGCUUGUACAGAAUAUCCAAUCAGAAACAAACCUGAAUCUAAUUCGAAGAGUCUCCUUUUCUGUAAUCUCUGAUCUACCAUCAUCAUCUUCAUCUUCUUCUUCUUCUUGUGCUUGCAGCAGCUGUUGUUACCAAAUAGAAACGGACAAGUACAUGAGCAGCUCCUUGGACAUCAACAUCUUCGAGCAUUCUCAAUGUUUCUUGUCAGUGCUCCUCUCCCUCCUAUCUACUACAGCCUCCCAAUACUCGUCUCUCCGGGAACUCCAUCUUCGACACAUCAAAUGGGACGACUCUCAACAGAUGCAUUCCCUUGUGUUGUUGCUCCUACACAACACCCCAACCAUCACUCAGAUUGUCUUUAAUAACAACAACUUCAACAACUUAGACUGCCUAUCCAUCUUUUCUGACAUGUUAACCAAAAAUGACAAGUUAAAAGAGGUCAUCUUCUCCGAAUCCCAUCUCGGCCCCCUUGGAGCUUCCCUUCUUGCUUCCGCCCUUCAACUCAACACCUCAUUGGAAGAGCUCCAGAUAUGGGAAGAUUCUGUUGGUUCGAGAGGAGCCGAGGAGCUCUCCAAAAUGAUCGAAAUUAACUCUUCUCUCAAACUUCUCACCAUCUUCGACUCAACUCCAAGGACUGCCACCCCCUUGAUCUCCUCCGUCUUGGCCAGGAACCGACACAUGGAACUCCACAUUUGGAGUCAGCUGGAACCACCACCCCGAGGAGGAGGAGGAGGAGGACAAGGCCAGACCAAGGUGGCAGAAUUAUUAAUUGUGCCUGAUCAUCAACAUCAACAUCAUCAUCAGAACAACAACAACAGUACUACUACUACUACUCUUCUUCGUGUUUACAGGCUUGAUGCAUCCGGUUCUUGUAGAGUUGCUUGCUCACUUGGUAUGAACUCAACGGUGAGGUCAUUGGACUUAACGGGUAUCAGGCUGAACACAAAAUGGGCCAAAGAAUUCAGAUGGGUUCUUGAACAAAAUACAGUCCUGAGAGACGUCAACAUAUCCUCAACUUCCCUCAAAGACAAGGGUGUGGUCUAUAUUGCAGCUGGAUUAUUCAAGAAUAAGACCUUGCAAAGAUUGAGCCUUCACGGAAAUUGCUUUAGUGGGAUAGGUGUGGAGCAUUUGCUCUGCCCAUUCACCAGGUUCUCCGCCCUGCAACUCCAAGCCAACCUAACACUCAACGCCUUAACUUUUGGAGGAAGAAAAACCAAAAUUGGGAGACAAGGCCUGGCUUCUAUCCUACAGAUGCUGACCACCAAUCAGAGUUUGACCCGUUUGUCCAUAUAUGACGAUGAAAGCCUAAGGUCCGAGGACUUUGUGAAGAUGUUCAAGAAUUUGGAGAUGAAUAAUAAUAAUGCCAGGUUGAGGCAUUUGUCUCUACAAGGCUGCAAAGGGGUAAAUGGUGAACUGUUACUCCAGGCCAUCAUGUCUACCCUACAGGUCAAUCCAUGGCUCCAGGAGCUUGAUCUGGCCAGAACACCAUUGCAGAGUUCUGGGAAGACGGAAGGGAUAUACAAGAAAUUAGGCCAAAACGAGAAGAUGGAAACAGACUCGAUAGAGUUAAUUAAUGUUGAUUUACUCAAGGACAUGCCAAUGGUUGUUCCAAAGAGCUCCUGUAGAGUCUUCUUCUGCGGACAGGAACAUGCAGGUAAAACUACACUAUGCAAUUCCGUGGCUCGCAACUUCUCCUCUUCUUCCAAACUGCCCUACAUGGAUCACAUAAGAACACUUGUUAACCCAGUUGAGGAAGUUGUGAAAGGCGGAGGAAUGAAAAUAAAGACUUUUAAAGAUGAAUUAGGAACAAAGAUUUCUUUAUGGAACCUUGCGGGUCAACAACACGAGUUGUAUGCCCUCCACGACCUCAUGUUUCCAGCUGGGCAUGGAAGCAGCAGCGCCUCGUUCUUUGUUGUCGUAGUCAGUUUAGACACAAUUACAAAGAGUCCCCCCCAAACAGCAAUGGCAACGGUGCCUGUGAAUAUAAUCGAGGACGACAUUAAGUACUGGCUUCGAUUCAUAGUUUCUAAUUCUAAAAGGGCCGCCCACGCCGCGGAAGCAGCAGCAACACCACUACCACACGUCACUCUAGUUCUCACACACUAUGACCAAAUUAACCUAUCAUCAUCUGAAAGCCUGCAGGCCACAGUCCAUUCAAUACAAAGAUUGAGAGAUAAGUUUAAUGGGUAUGUCGAAUUCUACCCAACUGCCUUCACUGUCGAUGCUAGGUCAUCAGCAUCCGUGAGUAAGCUCGCACAUCACCUGAGGGCCACAAGCAAGACGAUUCUUCAAAGAGUUCCAAGAGUUUAUGAGCUCUGCAACGAUCUAAUACAACUUCUGUCAAACUGGAGAAUAGACAACUCUAACAAGCCAUCAAUGAGGUGGAAGGAAUUCGAGCAACUUUGCCAGGUCAAGAUUCCAUCUUUAAGGGUGAUUAGGUCAAGAAAUGGUGACCAACAAGCUGAGAAAGUAGUGGAGACGAGAAGACGGGCCGUUGCAAGCUAUAUGCAUCACAUAGGGGAGGUUAUUUUUUUCAACGAACUGGAAUUUCUGAUUUUAGAUAUCGAGUGGUUUUGCGGAGAAGUUCUUGGCCAACUCAUGGCAGGAUUAGAUAUUAGGAAACGAGGAGGAGGAGGAGGAAGAGGAAACAACAUCACAACAACUGGAUUCUUAAGCAGAAAGGAUUUAGAGAAGAUUCUGAAAGAAAAUCUUCAACAGAGUAAUAUACCUGGGAUGGGUAAUAAAUUGUUAGACGAUUUGGAUGCCAGUGAUCUUGUGAGAAUGAUGCUGAAACUUGAGCUGUGUUAUGAACAAGAAGAUUCAUCAUCCUCAUCCUCAUCUGGUCCAAAUUCGAUGUUAUUCAUCCCCUCCAUUCUUGAACAAGGUAGAGGAGGAAGAAGAAGAAGAUGGGACUUCACUACGCCUCCCGAUUGCGUUUUUGUGGGCCGACAUCUGGAGUGCGAUGAUUCCAGCCUUACUUUCCUUACGCCAGGCUUCUUUCCUCGGCUGCAGGUGCAUCUUCAUAACAGAGUGAUGGCCCUUAAGAAUCAACAUGGAGCGACUUACAGUCUCGAGAAAUACCUCAUUUCCAUUACCAUCGACGGCAUCCAUGUCCGCGUAGAGCUGGGCAGCGGCGGCCAGUUAGGCUACUACGUUGACAUCCUUGCAUCUUCUUCCACUAAGACCCUGACAGAAAUUGUCAAUCUCUUCCGCCAUCUCAUCAUCCCAAGCAUCCUUAGUCUCUGCCAGGGAGAGGGAGGAGGGGUCAUGCUCACUGAAAACGUUAUCCGGCCAGAAUGCGUCAGAAAUCUUACUCCCCCACGGUACAGGAAAACCCAGUUUGUUCCAUUGCAUCGACUGAAAGAGGCUUUGCUCACGGUUCCUGCAGACAACAUGUAUGAUUAUCAGCACACAUGGGAUCAAGUACUAGACUCCACCUCAGGUGGUGGUGGUGAUGGUGGUGGUGGUAGGACGGUGGUUCUAAGGCAAGGGUUUGAUCUGGCAAGAGAUAUAUUAUCAGACGAUGAAUUUAGAGAAGUUGUUCAUAGAAGAUAUCACGACUUAUAUAACCUAGCCAUGGAACUCGAUUUUCCGACCAACACGGAACAUAAUUCUUCUCCGGAGGAGGAGGAGGAGAAUAUUGUGGAUCCUUCUUUAGGAGGAAUUGCGAAAGGAGUGGAGGCAGUUCUUCGUAGACUGAAGAUAAUGGAGCAAGAGAUGAGAGAUGUGAAGCAAGAGAUUCAAGGGUUGAGAUAUUAUGAACAUGGGCUUCUAGUUGAGCUGCAUAGAAAAGUGUUGUACCUGGUGAACUUCAACGUGGAAGUAGAAGAAAGGAAAUUCCCAAACAUGUUCUUCUUCGUGGAAACGGAGAAGUAUUCAACAAGGAGAUUAGUUACAAAGCUGAUAUCGGGCAUGGCGGCACUGAGGCUUCACAUGCUGUGCGAGUACAGACAGGAAAUGCACGUGGUGGAAGACCAGGUGGGGUGCCAAGUGCUAAAAGUGGACAACAGAGCGGUGAAAUGCGUGGCACCGUACAUGAAGAAAUUCAUGAAGCUUCUAACAUUUGCUCUUAAGAUAGGAGCUCAUUUAGCAGCCGGGAUGGGAAGUAUGAUUCCCGAUUUGAGCAGGGAAGUGGCCCACCUAGUGGACGUCUCAAUUGUCUUGUCCGGAGGAGGAGGUGCUGGUGCUGUUGCUGUAGCAGCAGGCGGCGGAGGAGCUCUCGGGGCUGCUGCAGCAGUAGGAAAUUACAGGGAUUCAAGAAACAACAGUAAUAGUACUACUACUGGACAUGAUCAAAAGGCGGCUCAACAAUGGCUGAUGGAUUUCCUUAGAGAUGAGAAGUGUUGGAGUGGAAGAGAGGUGGCAGAGAAAUUCGGGUUGUGGAGAGUUCGAUACAGAGAUAGCGGGCAGAUAGCAUGGAUAUGUCGCCACCAUAUGUAUUCCCGAUCCAACCAAGUUCAUCAACUGCCCAUAUGAAUUUAAUUAGAUAUAUUAAUUUCUUCUUCUUCUUGUUGGGUUGUUGUUGUUGUUGUUCUAAUAUUUCCCAAAAGUAAUGUUGUUAAUAGAAUUGAAGGAGUAGAAACAACAGCAAGCAAGUAGAGCUUUAUUUAUUUAUUUAUUUGAUGCAAAAUAUAGAAUAACAUGAGCGUACAACAUA